AUGUGGCGGCUGCUGAGUCGCGCCAGCCCCCUGCGGGCGCCCCUGGCAGGUGCCUGGGCCGCGCCGCCCGCCCGUGCCGGCCUCAAGACGCUGCUCCCGGUGCCAACUUUCGAGGAUGUUUCCAUUCCUGAGAGGCCCAAGCUUAGAUUUGUGGAAAGAGUACCGCUUGUGCCAAAAGUAAGACGAGAACACAAAAACUUGAGGGACAUACGGGGACCUUCAACUGAAGCUACUGAGUUCACAGAAGGCAACUUUGCAAUCUUGGCGUUGGGUGGCGGUUACCUCCACUGGGGCCAUUUUGAAAUGAUGCGCCUGACAAUCAACCGCUCCAUGGACCCCAAGAGCAUGUUUGCCCUGUGGCGAGUACCGGCCCCUUUCAAGCCCAUCACGCGCAAGGGCGUGGGGCAGCGCAUGGGGGGUGGCAAAGGCGCCAUUGAUCACUACGUGACCCCCGUCAAGGCCGGCCGCCUCAUUGUGGAGCUGGGCGGGCGCUGUGAAUUCAAAGAGGUGCAAGGCUUCCUGAACCAGGUGGCGCACAAGCUGCCCUUCCAGGCCAAGGCUGUGAGUCGCGAGACCCUGGAGAAGAUGCGAAAAGAUCAAGAGGAACGGGAGCGGAACAACCAGAACCCCUGGACCUUCGAGCGCAUCGCCAGUGCCAACAUGCUGGGGAUACGGAAGGUGCUGAGCCCCUACGACCUGACUCAGAAGGGGCGGUACUGGGGCAAGUUCUACCUGCCUGAGCGUGUGUAGUGAGGGCGUGAGAUGUGUGCACGGGCUGAGGAGGGAUCUGAACACUACCCUUAGCCUGCGGCUAACCCUGGUGGCAUGUGAAGGAGAUCUGUGAAGCUGGUAUCUUCUUAAAGUGCGAUAUAUUUAUAUUAAAGUUUGAGCGUCACCUCAGGAUUUAACUUCUCGUUGGUGAAUCUUGAUUAAA
Molecule: messenger RNA, 934 nt
Organism: Talpa occidentalis (Iberian mole)
Lineage: Eukaryota; Metazoa; Chordata; Mammalia; Eulipotyphla; Talpidae
Gene: MRPL16
Product: mitochondrial ribosomal protein L16
Exons: 4
Coding region: 1-750 (249 amino acids)
Biological process (GO): mitochondrial translation
Cellular component (GO): mitochondrial large ribosomal subunit; ribosome
Molecular function (GO): structural constituent of ribosome; rRNA binding
Source: RefSeq, a predicted model, not a curated record